Chenopodium quinoa (quinoa) is the source of this 681-nucleotide messenger RNA. RefSeq lists its product as uncharacterized. Bases 1 to 681 code for a protein of 226 amino acids. The record is from RefSeq and is a predicted model, not a curated record. Lineage: Eukaryota; Viridiplantae; Streptophyta; Magnoliopsida; Caryophyllales; Amaranthaceae. The transcript has 2 exons. Gene Ontology annotation, molecular function: RNA-DNA hybrid ribonuclease activity; nucleic acid binding.
AUGCGCAACAUUUUAGCUAUUCCUCUUUGUGAAAUUGGGCAGGAAGAUAAAUUAACAUGGGUGUUCUCGAAGGGUGGGGAGUACACUGUAAAAACCACAUAUCUCCUAGGUAAAGGGUGUGAUCUUGAUAACUUCCACCAAGCUUGGGUGGAAAUUUGGAAGGCUGCAGUUACACCAAAGAGAGUGUUCAGGUGGGUUGAGGAUUUUGACAAAUAUGCUGCUAGAAUAUACAAAACUAUUGGAAUGUAUACUAGCCGUAGCCCUUCUCGCUGGUGUGCUCCUCCAAAUGAAAUUGUCAAGAUCAAUACCGAUGCUUCUCUUGCGAUCGAAGGUUGGAUUGGGCUGGGAAUGGUUGCUAGGGACAAUAAGGGUCAGGUAAUUUGGGCAGCCUCUAGAAGAGUCAGAGCAUUCUGGCCACCUGAGGUUGCAAAGGCUAAGGCCACACUUCGUGCUUUGGUGUUGGGAAGCAGAUAUAAGCUCAAGGAUAUCAUUGUAGAGUCAGACUGCAAGCUAGUCAUUGAUCGAUUGUCAACAGGAGCAAGGAACACAACAUAUAUUGAUAUUGUUCUAGGAGAUAUUCUCUUCAUGUGUACGAAGUUUAAUUCGGUUAGUUGGUCCCAUGUAAAGCGAGAUGGUAAUUGUGUCGCACAUUCCCUCGCAAAAGAAUGCAAUAUACUCUAA